Messenger RNA from Mytilinidion resinicola, 1209 nucleotides. RefSeq lists its product as uncharacterized. The transcript has 10 exons. NCBI's taxonomy places the organism in Eukaryota, Fungi, Ascomycota, Dothideomycetes, Mytilinidiales, Mytilinidiaceae. The record is from RefSeq and is a predicted model, not a curated record. Bases 1 to 1209 code for a protein of 402 amino acids.
AUGGCCACUCCACCACUUCCCAAUUAUCCCAACGAUAAUCAGGGACCCAUCAUUCUUGCAACGACCGGGACUGUGACAGCGCUGGCACUGAUUACCCUAGCUCUUCGACUAUUCGUGCGCAUAAGGAUGAUUCGGAAUGUUGGAUGGGAUGACUACGCAAUGAUCAUGGCAGCGGCACUGUGCAUCGCGGGUUUCAUUUGCAUUGUACCGGAAGUUCAUAAUGGCGCUGGACAGCAUAUCAAUCAUGUUGACCGUGCACAUUUUGGUCGGGGUCUCAAAUGGAACUUCGUAACACAGCCAAUUUACCUGUGGUCAAUCUGCUUGGUCAAGAUUUCAAUUGGCUUCUUCCUUCUCCGAGUCGCAGCUACGACCUUCUUCAGACGACUAAUCAUUAGCAUCAUGGUCUUCAUGAUGGUGUAUACUCUAGUGUGCUUUUUUACAAUUGUGCUUCAAUGCACACAUCUUUCAGUGCUGUGGGACUCCACAGUCAAAUCAAAGUGUUUUGCGCCAACCACACUUAGAGCGUUGAGUUACACCAAUGUUUCACUGAACAUCCUGACCGAUUUCAUGUUCUCCAUAUUCAUUCCUAUCCCGAUGUUAUGGCACGUUCAAAUGAAUUUCAGAACUAAGAGCUCUAUUGUUGGAAUCUUGGCCUUAGGUAUUUUUGCUACUGCUGCCGCACUUGUCAAGACGAGCUAUCUCCCGAACUACGGCCGUCACGGGGACUGGCUUUGGGACUCCCGAAACUUGACAAUCUGGACCGUCAUGGAAUCCUGCGUCGGCAUCGUAGCAGGUAAUCUCCCAUGCAUGAAACCUCUCUUCAAACGCGUACUAGGCAGCACCUAUGGCCGCGGCUCGGCCAAACGAUCCUCAAACCUCCAGUAUUACCGGGGCGGAUACGGAGGAGCCACCGGCCACUCAGCCAAAAACUACAACUCACUAGAGUCGCGCACGACAAAGGAAGGGGUAGCGGUGGGGGUAGACGCAAACGGCGACAACGACGCAAUCAUGAUGACGCGGAUCACAGCUCGGAGCAAGUCUGCAAAUAGCGUGGAUAGCCAGAGCAAUAUCAGCGACGACAGCAUUACACGGCUAGAAGGCGGCCGAUUCGGCAUCACUAAAACGACUACGACCAAGGUCGCGUUCACCAAGAAAUCGGAGAGCAAAGACGAGGUGGCCCCCGAGAGGAAGGAAACGCAUUUAGUAUAA